AUGCACAUUAAACAUGUAUGUAUUGAAUUUGAAAUAUACGUAUUAUCAUGCCAAGUUUAUAUAACGUUUUCUGAUAAUGUACCUAUUGAUUAUGACAUCGAAAUGAAUAUAAAAUCAAUUAAAAUAACAUUAGCAGAGAAAGAUAUAUUUUUUUUACAAGUUAAAGAGUAUACAUUUGAGGAAGAUGAUGUUAGAGAUAUCAAAGUUUAUGGCAACAAAUUAGUAUUCAGAGCUCAAUUAAAUAGUUGUCCUGAUAAAGAAUCAUCUUGCUUUUCAUUCACAUCCAAAUACAUGCCAGUAUUAAAAAAUGAUGAAGAAGUUCUCAUUACAUGUUGCUCUUGUCAAAAUUUGUUUAAUAGCAAAUCAUAUAGCUUUCGUAGAGUUUUGCCUGUAGAAAUAUGUGAUGUCAAUCAUAUGUUUUGUCACGGAGGAACUGAAAAUAUGGUUUUUCAGCCACAAGAUGAUGAUUGCUACUAUGACAAAGUAUCAAUUUACAUAAGAAAUAAACAUUGGACUUCAUCGAAUGCUAUCAAGUGUCAAAAUUGUAAUGUAUGUUUAGGUGUUUGUGUAGAAUAUGGUUUAAGAUUAUGGUUGGAUUCUAUCAAUAUUAAAUUUGGAAAUUAUGAUGUACAAACACAUGCUUUACCUUAUGACUGUUUUGCAACCAUUGUAGAUGAUAUAAUUAAAACAAUGCUUGGACCAAUUUCACAUAUUAUUAUGAAAUAUAAAGAUUCGGAGAAUUUAAAUCAUUAUCUCUUAAUGAAAAUCAUAAAAAAGAAUGAAUUUGCUAUUGCUUUAAAUCCUAGUUGUAGUAAUGUUUUAACACUCGAUAGAAAAAAGUGCUCAAGUAUUAUUUGGCAUACAUCUUCUGAAUUUGUGGAAAAAUGGAGAAAUGAUUAUUAUGUUACAGAAAUACAAAUAUCAGAAAAAAUGUACCUUAGUGCUGUUAAAAAUUUAACUGAAAUUAAUAAUCAAUUUCUUAUAGGAAAUUAUUCAACAGGACAAGAAAAAUCUAAAAAAUCUUACUUAUUCAAUGAUUAAAUUCAAUAAUAUUUUAAUAUUAUGUAUUUUGAAACCAAUAUUUUAAAACUAACUAUAUUACCAAGUACUAUUAUAUACACUAUGCUGUUCAGUAAUAUGAUAUAAAUUUAAAAAAU
Cinara cedri is the source of this 1157-nucleotide messenger RNA. The record is from the annotation of a GenBank genome assembly. Lineage: Eukaryota; Metazoa; Arthropoda; Insecta; Hemiptera; Aphididae.